AUGAAUAACAUUAUCAAAAAAAAUACACCAAGAACCAAAUCAAGAUAUCUAAAGCUAAUAGUAACACAUAUUAUUUUCACAGUUGCAAGAAGUCUGUUGAUGAAAAUGGCCCCACGCACACCAAGAAACACUAGACGUAGAUCUACCUCCAGUGGAGAGAGUACCUCUCUUUCCCAAGUUAUAGCUGGCUAUGUUGGACGACAUGCAAUUGUCUCCCAGCAAGUACCUGUUUCCAGCAGUGAUGAGCACCUGAAUCAGAUGUCCUUGGACUUACAGGGCUUUAUUAUGCAGCUUGCAUGGAUGAACUGCAAGGUAGGCCAGCUGAUGGAUGGCCAGAGAAGAAACAUUGGUGCUGCUGCUCGGCAGGAGAGUAUGCCAGCAAGCUUGCCAGCCCUUGCCCCUUCAUCUCCUCUCUCUGUUCCAGCCAUGCCUGAGCAGGAAAUGGGCUCUUUGAUCUUGGUAUUGAUUAAUAGAAAGAUCUGGAAAAGGAACCUGAAGUUCAGAGACUCUUCUGUCAUUGCUGAGAAUGAGGCAAGAAGAAGAUGGAACGUCACUGAGUGCAUCAAUCAUCCCGAAAAUGCUGCACUCGUUGAUUAUCUUUGUCAGUACAUUCUUGCGCAACCUUGUGCAAGAGAUUUCUGGUCCAGCAUGGUGUUGAAGAAGUUUUUAAGAGGAAGAAUUCAAGAUUUGAAAUUAGGAACGAAGAUUCGUGAGAACUUGUGUAGUCCCGAUGAAGUAUUAACAUCGAAAGUAAAUGUGUUUAUGAGUUAUAAUUAUGCUUAUAAUAAUCCACUGAUGUAUCCCAUAUUAUGGUGA
Phycomyces blakesleeanus NRRL 1555(-) is the source of this 816-nucleotide messenger RNA. RefSeq lists its product as hypothetical. Bases 1 to 816 code for a protein of 271 amino acids. The record is from RefSeq and is a predicted model, not a curated record. NCBI's taxonomy places the organism in Eukaryota, Fungi, Mucoromycota, Mucoromycetes, Mucorales, Phycomycetaceae. The transcript has 6 exons.